Molecule: messenger RNA, 612 nt
Organism: Lactuca saligna
Lineage: Eukaryota; Viridiplantae; Streptophyta; Magnoliopsida; Asterales; Asteraceae
Source: the annotation of a GenBank genome assembly
AUGAAAUUCCAAAUUCGCUCCACCAUUUUCUUCUUCUUCCUGUCAACCACCUUACUGACUCUAACCACCGCCGGCAACUCUUUCCCACCAACAUCCAACGACACCGAUUUCAUCCGUACAAGCUGCAGAACCACUUUAUACCCGCAAAUAUGUUACACCUCUCUCUCCGGCUACUCUAGCGCCGUCCAACAAGACCCCGGCCGCCUUGCUAGGGUGGCAAUCGGCGUCACUCUCUCAAAAGCCACUCAUAUGGCUAGAUACGUCUCCAACAUAUCCCGGAAAGCCGACUACGCCGGCAUUCCAAGAGUCGCCGCUGCCGUACACGAUUGUUUCUCGGUGUUCGGAGACGCGGUGGACGAAAUUCGCGGGUCGCUCCGACAAAUGAGGCGGCUGAAUGGGAGUGGGGAGUCGCUGCGGUUCCAGCUGAGCAACGUGCAGACGUGGAUGAGUGCGGCUUUGACGAAUGAGGAAACUUGUACGGACGGGUUUGAGGACGUGCCGGACGGCGGACUGAAGGCGGACGUCUGUGGCCGGGCGGUGAAGGUGAAGGAGGUAACGAGUAACGCCUUGGCGUUAGUUAACGGUUUUGCGAAUACAAUACAAGCUCCAUGA